This is a messenger RNA of Monopterus albus (swamp eel), 1941 nucleotides long. RefSeq names its product MOB-like protein phocein. Gene Ontology annotation, cellular component: mitochondrial matrix; mitochondrion. NCBI's taxonomy places the organism in Eukaryota, Metazoa, Chordata, Actinopteri, Synbranchiformes, Synbranchidae. The record is from RefSeq and is a predicted model, not a curated record. Gene Ontology annotation, molecular function: ATP binding; protein-folding chaperone binding; metal ion binding. Bases 260 to 940 code for a protein of 226 amino acids. The transcript has 8 exons.
GUCGUAUCGACCAGAUGGAGCACUUUACCAGAAAUGUAACUUCAAACGGAGGAUCUGGUCCAGGGUUUGUUCUAUUCCACUGUUCUACAAAGUAGAAGCACCUCGGAUCUGUAGUUACGUACAGUGCACAAGUACGAAUGGUUGUGUACAUAAACUUUACUACUACUAUCAUAAACCGCAGUCUACGGCUUCGUGUUCAUUUGGUGUGACCCCACUGUUACAACACAGCGGCUAGUGAACAUCCGGGUAUUCUGUCGAGAUGGUCAUGGCGGAGGGUACAGCAGUUCUCAGGAGGAAUCGGCCUGGAACCAAGGCAAAGGAUUUCUACAACUGGCCGGAUGAGUCAUUUGAGGAGAUGGACAGCACCCUCGCUGUCCAACAGUACAUUCAGCAGAACAUUCGAUCAGAUUGCUCCAAUAUCGACAAAAUCCUGGAACCUCCUGAGGGUCAGGAUGAAGGGGUGUGGAAGUAUGAGCACCUCAGGCAGUUCUGUCUGGAGCUUAAUGGACUAGCAGUGAAACUGCAGACCGAGUGCCAUCCAGACACCUGCACCCAGAUGACGGCCACAGAGCAGUGGAUCUUUUUAUGUGCUGCCCACAAGACACCAAAAGAGUGUCCUGCCAUUGAUUACACCAGGCACACGCUGGACGGAGCUGCCUGUCUUCUCAAUAGCAACAAAUAUUUCCCCAGCAGGGUGAGCAUCAAGGAGUCAUCGGUGGCCAAACUGGGCUCCGUCUGUCGUCGCAUCUAUAGGAUAUUCUCUCAUGCCUACUUCCAUCACCGCCAGAUAUUUGACAAGUAUGAGAAUGAAACAUUCCUGUGUCACCGGUUCACACGCUUUGUCAUGAAGUACAACCUGAUGUCCAAGGACAACCUGAUUGUGCCCAUCCUGGAGGAGGAGGUGCAGAACACCCCAUCGGCUGGGGAGAGCGAGGCCUGAGAUACAGCUGCUGCUGUCACAAGGGAGACAUGUAAACAAUCACAUGUUGACAUUACAGAGAAGACCCGUUCACACACCUGCAUACACAGGACACACACACACACACACAUAAAAAUAUGUACACUACAGUGUAUUAAGGCUCCUGUCCAUGUCCUUGGUCACCUGCAGUAAAGGUAAAGAAGCUGGCAGUGGAGUUCAGCCCUGCCUAGAGGAUCAGAUUCUCUCUGUUUACUGUCUGGGCUCAGAUUCACUCUUACAGACCUUUUUCUUUCAUCUUCCUUUAGCAGCUGGAUUUGCAGAAACUUGUGUAAUCGUGGUGAACUGUGUUGUUGACAAAGGCACACACUGACAGCCUCCCUUUUUGUAUAUAUUACCCCCACCCCCUCUUUUCAUUCACUGUCAUGUAUUCUGAUGGUGCUUUUCUUUGCAUCUGCUUCUGUUCUCUCUUCGCUUGUGUUACCUGUUGUGGGGGUGUCCCAUCGAGUGGAUCACUAAAUUAGCCUGCUGACUUAAUAAUGCGAUUAAAACAAUGUAGCUGUGUGGCUUGUGUGGUAGUGAGCAAAGAAACAUAAUCUUUAACUUUGUACAUGUACUAGCAGUCAGGUGUUCUCUCUUUGGCUAACUGAAGUGACGUUUCAGAGUCGGCUAACUCUGAUCCUGCUUUGUGGCACGCCCCCGUUUUCAUACUGUGGAAAAUGUGUCCGAUAUUCGUCUUUCUUGGCAGAGUAGUAGUUGAAACUAUGGUCAGAGGCUGAGCUGCUGUAAGCCAGUUUUUACCACUUUAAGCUUUGUUCUGAUUAAGUACCGUGAGGAAGGAGCGAAUAAUGGCUACAUUUAAAUAUCGGAGGACAACCUCCCUCUUUCGCCCUUGUUAAGUUAUUUUGUGGGAGGAGUCUUGUCAAUCCAACCCACUCUUUUUUUUUUUUUUUUUAAUUGACUUAAAAUUUUGUUACUGUUGACAUUUUCAUGAUGUCUGUUAAUAAAAAAAGACUUGUUAUUCA